Messenger RNA from Hyaloscypha bicolor E, 2475 nucleotides. Its product is annotated as putative cell division control protein 48. Bases 1 to 2475 code for a protein of 824 amino acids. The record is from RefSeq and is a predicted model, not a curated record. The transcript is spliced from 6 exons. Gene Ontology annotation, cellular component: cytosol; nucleus; VCP-NPL4-UFD1 AAA ATPase complex. Lineage: Eukaryota; Fungi; Ascomycota; Leotiomycetes; Helotiales; Hyaloscyphaceae. Gene Ontology annotation, molecular function: ATP hydrolysis activity; polyubiquitin modification-dependent protein binding; ATP binding. Gene Ontology annotation, biological process: autophagosome maturation; mitotic spindle disassembly; retrograde protein transport, ER to cytosol.
AUGGCGGCAGAACCUGAUCAUGUCGAACACCACAAGAAGAAGGUGAACCUCAACGAUGCAUCCGGCUCGGAGCACAAGGCAGCUGAUGACACGGCGACUGCCAUCCUGAAGAAGAAGAAGAAGCCCAACUCGUUGAUGGUUACCGAUGCCGUCAACGAUGACAACUCCGUUAUUGCACUCUCCAACAACACUAUGGAGACCCUACAACUCUUCCGUGGCGAUACUGUACUUGUGAAGGGCAAGAAGCGCAAGGAUACUGUUCUCAUCGUCCUUGCUGAUGAUGAAUUGGAUGAUGGUAGCGCACGUAUGAACCGUGUGGUCAGACAUAAUCUCCGCGUCAAGCACGGCGAUAUCGUCACUGUCCACCCAUGUCCGGACAUCAAAUAUGCCAAGCGUAUUGCCGUCCUUCCCAUUGCCGAUACUGUCGAAGGCCUGACUGGCUCCCUCUUCGAUGUUUUCCUUGCCCCAUAUUUCCGCGAAGCAUACCGACCUGUUCGACAAGGCGAUUUGUUCACAGUUCGAGGUGGUAUGAGACAAGUAGAGUUUAAAGUCGUUGAGGUUGAUCCUCCUGAGUAUGGCAUUGUGGCACAAGAUACAGUUAUCCACUGCGAAGGAGAGCCCAUUCAACGCGAGGACGAGGAAGGAAACCUGAAUGAGGUCGGAUACGACGAUAUUGGAGGAUGCAGAAAGCAGAUGGCACAGAUCCGAGAGAUGGUGGAGCUUCCGUUACGACACCCCCAGCUCUUCAAGUCCAUUGGUAUCAAGCCUCCCCGUGGUGUUCUUAUGUUUGGCCCUCCAGGUACCGGUAAGACACUCAUGGCACGAGCUGUGGCAAACGAGACUGGUGCAUUCUUCUUCUUGAUCAACGGUCCCGAAAUCAUGUCGAAGAUGGCCGGUGAGUCCGAAUCGAAUCUCCGAAAGGCUUUCGAGGAGGCUGAGAAGAACUCCCCUGCGAUCAUCUUCAUUGAUGAGAUCGACUCUAUUGCGCCAAAGCGUGACAAGACUAACGGAGAAGUCGAACGCCGUGUUGUUUCUCAACUUCUUACCCUCAUGGACGGCAUGAAGGCUCGAUCCAACGUUGUUGUCAUGGCCGCCACCAACCGACCCAACUCCAUCGAUCCUGCCCUCCGUCGUUUUGGUCGUUUCGAUCGUGAAGUCGAUAUUGGCAUUCCCGACCCGACUGGUCGUCUUGAGAUUCUUCAAAUCCACACAAAGAACAUGAAGUUGGGUGAAGAUGUUGAUCUUGAGCAAAUUGCUUCCGAGACUCACGGUUAUGUCGGUUCUGAUAUUGCCUCGCUCUGCUCAGAAGCUGCCAUGCAGCAGAUUCGUGAGAAGAUGGAUCUCAUUGACCUUGACGAGGAUACUAUUGAUGCUGAGGUUUUGGAUUCCUUGGGAGUUACUAUGGAGAACUUCCGAUUUGCCCUGGGCGUCAGCAACCCCUCUGCUCUUCGCGAGGUUGCAGUUGUCGAGGUGCCGAAUGUUCGCUGGGACGACAUUGGAGGAUUAGAAGAAGUCAAGCGCGAACUCAUCGAGAGUGUCCAAUACCCGGUCGACCAUCCGGAGAAGUUCCUCAAGUUUGGUCUCUCUCCAUCUCGUGGUGUUCUCUUUUACGGUCCUCCUGGUACUGGUAAGACUUUGCUUGCCAAGGCAGUCGCCAACGAGUGUUCAGCCAACUUCAUUUCCGUCAAGGGCCCUGAGUUGUUGAGCAUGUGGUUUGGUGAGUCUGAGAGCAACAUUAGAGAUAUCUUCGACAAGGCUAGAGCUGCUGCUCCUUGUGUGGUGUUCUUAGAUGAGUUGGACUCCAUUGCGAAAUCACGUGGUGGAUCAGUCGGAGAUGCUGGUGGAGCUUCGGAUCGUGUUGUCAACCAACUUUUAACUGAAAUGGAUGGUAUGACUUCAAAGAAGAACGUUUUCGUUAUCGGUGCCACCAACAGACCUGAGCAACUCGACAAUGCUCUUUGCAGACCUGGUCGUCUCGAUACCCUCGUCUACGUCCCUCUGCCCAACGAAUCGUCUCGUGCUGGUAUACUCAAGGCACAACUCCGAAAGACACCCGUUGCCCCAGAUGUCGACCUCGCAUACAUCGCAUCUCGCACCCAUGGAUUCUCUGGUGCUGAUUUGGGAUUCAUCACUCAACGUGCCGUCAAGCUUGCCAUCAAGGAGGCCAUCUCUCUGGAUAUUGACCGCCGCAAGGCUCGCGAGGCCGCUGGCGAGGACGUCGACAUGGAGGAUGACGAGGCAGAGGACCCUGUUCCUCAAUUAACCAAGGCUCAUUUCGAGGAGGCUAUGGCUUCAGCUAGACGCUCAGUCAGCGAUGUUGAGAUCCGCCGAUAUGAGGCCUUCGCUCAGAGCAUGAAGAGUGCCGGACCUGGUGCAUUCUUCAAGUUCCCUGAGGCCGGUGAGGCAGCUGCCAAUGCUGAUGGAGGAGCUGGUGGGUUUGGGGACGCAGGAAACGACGACAGUCUCUACGACUAG